AUGACUACGGAGAAGCUUGAGAAUGAAGACCAAGAUGCUCAACAUCUUGAUGUCUCUCGCGCGGCGCUCACCCAGAUUAUCACCGGGACUAUCGCUGCCACAAAGGUGUCUGAAAGUAUUGCGGAACACGCACGAUCGAUCAUCUCAAACAUCGGACUUAGCAUUCAGCCAAAGAGGGACAACUUCACGAUAAGAGAAUGGCUCGAUAAUGUGGUUCUUCAAACAAAAGAUAACUCCCCCGAGUCACAAGCAUCGUGGCAACUGGUUCAUCUCGCACUCGGCGUCGCAGUGUUGCGUCACAAGGCCCGACAGAACCAGCCUGUUGAUGGCGUUGACCUAGAGUUUGUAUGGGGACUUGUCAGAGACGCCGUUACCGACCCAAUCCUCGCGCCACUUCUACCGGGCGCAUCCCGUAGUGCACAAGGCUUCCUCAGCGUCCCUCUAUGUAGUCUCAUCAAAGACAACAGGAUUGAUGAGCUUUGGCGGCUGCACGUUUGGCUGCCGGAUGGUCACAGAGGAAAUCAAGACUUCGCUAUCCAUUCACACCAGCCUUUUGCGCAAAGCUGGAUCCUUGCAGGCGAGGGCCGCGAUCACCAAUAUGCUGUUACCGACCCAGAAGCCAAGUGUGCGCUGGGCACGCCCUAUGCCCAAUACCGGAUCUCCUGGAGCGGCACGGGGAAAACCCAUGGUACAGCCUAUGUGCCACACCAGUCCUACUCCAUCGUCGAGAAUACCGGGAAGAUUGUUCACAUCAAGCAGGUCGAGACCGCCCUCCAUACUCGCGACAUGCGCUACACUGUCGGAGCCGGUGUACUGCACAGAACAAAGGUGCCUUCGGACGCUUUGCACGCGACCCUCUUCUACUUCGAUUCCAGUCGUGGAUUCAUACAAGAUGCCCCGGUGCUUGGGCCUCCGGAUGGGGAAUCCUACAAGCAAUAUCGGGACGUGGGAAGCCAGCCACCUUGUUCGCUCGCCAACAUGGUGGAGGCAGUCCGCUCCUUUGAGAGGUUGAUGGAAGAAGGGCAACAGUACACCCGUAGCGGAAACCUGGAGAUGGCGCUGCGUAACUUCAACAGUGCGCUUGCUCUUUGCGAAUCGGGGGUUGCUUCUAGUGCGAUCCCGAACGGUGACCGUUACAAGCAAUUCGUUUUCACCAAGCUCGGUGGCACAUACAGACGAUUUGGCAAGUAUGAGCAGGCGAAGGACUUUCUCGAGCAAGCAAUGGCUAUGACAGCGUCGAGUGAGUUGCGGAUCGAAGCCUCUGGCGAGCUUGGUGUCAUCUAUCGGCACAUGGACCUGCUGGAUGAUGCAGAGCGUGUUUUGCGGAUCCAGUACGAAACGGCAAAGGAGUUCCAGGCAGAGCGCUUCGCUUGCCGGCCGAUUGGAAACCUCGGUAUGGUCAACUAUCAAUUGUCCCAAAAGUGUCAGGACGAGUCGUUGCUGAAACUAGCGACAGAUCAGCUACUUGAACGCGUUGAACGGUCUCGGCAAAUCAAGGAUACAAUCGAUUCGCAAGAUCUGGAUGGUGCUACAAGAGAACAGUGGUUGAAGGAUGCAAUAACUUGGGAAACCAUCGGUCUCUCCCGUCUUUCUCUUUGCCAUUCAGCACGAGGAGACGCAAAGAAGGCAGUUCGUGCUGCGUUCGAAGCCCUGAUACUGGCUCGGACGUUCGAGGACGUGAAUGUAGUGGCCAUGGGCCGUUUCUUUUACGGACGGGCACUUCUACUCGAUGGACAGCGAGAUGCGGCUUUGCAACAGUUCAAUUCCCAUGACGGAUGCACGCCUGCCCUUGCUUUUUGCAAGGAACCCUCUGACGAACAUCGCCAGUACCUGCGGGAGCUCAUCGAUGCCGGUGCGGACAUGAGCGUCACUGAUGGCCACGGCUAUAACGCGCUUGACUACGCAACUUUUGCCGGAGAUGCUAAGGCGCAAGACAUCGUCCUUGAAGGCCUUUGCCGCCAAUCCGGAGGCAUGGAGGACUUCAACACUUUGAGCCUGCUACACAAGGAGUCAAAGCUCCGCAAGGGAUAUCGGGAGCUGUUCCAAGAGCGGCUGCGACCUGUCCUUCUUGCUGGAGGCGGCGAUCCGGAUAGAUCUAUAUCAGAACUCCGACGGGUCUAUGCAGAGUCAUUAGCUGAAGAUCUUGAUAAGAAAGCUAUGUUUGACGUCCUAAAGUUUGUGCCGUACUCGGACUUUCUGGCCUUUGGCAGAUUCCCACGGUCAAGCGACGGUUUGGUUCAGGAGUUCAAGGUCUCGAAGACCCCUGGAAAUAAUAGUGAUCCCAAAAGCUCAGCAGACUAUCUGAUAUUCUUCUCCUACCGAUGGAUUAACAAGGAGGCCAACGCAAAGACACCGGAUGACCGCCAACACACCCAGUAUCGACGGAUGAUUGCGGCUACGGAAGAGUUUUUGAAGAUGCACCCCCAUGUAAAUCGGGAUAGGCUUGGUGUCUGGGUGGACUUUGUCUGCGUCGACCAAGACGACCCUAUGUCAGGAGUGUCUGCUCUGCCAAUGAUCAUUGCACAAUGCAAUGCCAUUAUCAGUUUAAGCGACAAUCAGCUACAUGAGAGAGCAUGGUGCUCCGUUGAAUCGAUAAUGAUUCAAACACUCAAGAGGGUGUACAACGUUCAUGUGUGGUAUGAACAAGUGCUCGAUGACGGGACUGAUGGCAUUCGGAACUGCAUCUUGAGAGACGGACCGAUGGAUUUGAGGAUCGUCAUGGCAGACAAGCGUUUGACUUUUGAGACGGACCGGCCUAAAGUUUUGUUUCUGGAGAGGCAAUGCAAGUUACUUGCGUAG
This is a messenger RNA of Sordaria macrospora k-hell, 2799 nucleotides long. RefSeq lists its product as uncharacterized. The record is from RefSeq and is a predicted model, not a curated record. Gene Ontology annotation, molecular function: protein binding. Lineage: Eukaryota; Fungi; Ascomycota; Sordariomycetes; Sordariales; Sordariaceae.